AUGGCAGCAAUAAGACAUACAUUACAAAGAGAGGUGUUUACACCUAGUGAUGAGAAAUUAUUGAGUGUAUGUUAUGUCAGUAAGGCAUAUAAGAAGAAAAAAAUGAGCUUUUUAUGCUUGACCACAACUCCAGAUUCACCUUCAUCUUUACUUCUGUAUCAAGUAAAAAAGAAUGAUAAAAAUAUAUUUAAGAAAAAGCAGUCUUGGUCUUUAAAUGAUAUUCAAGUUGUGGAUGGAGUCAAGAAUGAUUCUAUGGAUAUAGAAUUUCAUAUUGAUAAAGUAUAUAAAUGGUCCGCAACAACAGCUCAAGAAAGAAGAACAUUUAUUAGUAAUUUGUAUACUUAUUCCUGUAAUUUAGCUCAAAGACCACAGUUUAAAAAUAUUUCUAAAGAAUGGCUGAUAGAUCCUAGUUCAUUGAAAGAAAGUGACAGUAUUACUUUUACACCAGAACUGUUAACAUCUCCUAUCUCAUCUGAUUAUCAGCCUAUUACUGAAAAAGAAGCUGCUGAUUUGAAACAAAUGAUGGUAGACUGUGAAUAUGCAGUCUCUAAUGCUGAACUCUUCAUGGAAACACUGUCUAAAGAUCUUUCAAUUCUUGAUGGGGAAAAUGUACAGUCAGUCUUAGCAUCAGAAGCACGUGUAACUCAAUUGAUGAAUAGUAUAGAAGCAGCAAUAACCGAAGCUUCUAUUGUUGAAGCUAGACUCGCAGCUUAUGAUGAAGCGCUUGGUAGGAUUAGAGAAGUCAUGGCACGUGUUGGUCAGAAAAAUCAAGCAAUUCAUACAGCCAAUAAUAACGCGAGACUUUUAUUAAAUCAGUUGAAUACAGUCAUUUCACAAUUAGAUAUUUCCCCAACUCAUCAACGUAUUUUGAGUGAAGCUGAGCUUCCUGGAGAGAAGGAAGAUCUUAUCCAGGCAGGUGGUGCUCUUUUGAAAGCAAUAACAGCUCCUUUACCAUCAGGGCUUGAUAAGUUGAGUGCAGUUACAGAACAGAAAAGGCGUCUCGAUAAACUUCGAGCAAAAUUUUCUGCGAUCGUGGCUAGACAUCUAAAUAAUCUGUUUAUACAUUUGGGUAAUGAUGUUGGAGAUAUGUCAAUGUCAAUGACGGACUUAAUGCUUCCGACACAUCAAGCAGUUCAUCAUGAACUUGAACCAUAUACAGAGUUAAUGCAGUUAUUAAGAGCAUUAGAUAAUAGGGCUUUCGUACAAUUAACUAAAGUGUACACUGAUACAAUGAGUAAACUGUAUAAAAGAGAUUUGAAAAGAUUUUUUGAAGAAGCAAAAAAUAAACUGAUUGGGAAACGUCUUCAAGCAAGUACAUCAAAGUCUAGUGGCCAAAAACCAGAGGAUAUAUUGAAUCCUGCGCCUAUCUGCUUAUUAAGCGGUGAAACAUGGGCACCUGUAGGUGAAGGAAAUCUUUUGGACUCUGUUCUCGACUGCGUGCUUUCUCAAAUGCAGCCUGUGUGUCUUGCUGAACAAGCUUUUUGCAUAUCGUUUUUGCAGUUAGACUCUGUUCUGUCUCCAUCAAAAAGCAGUGAAAUUGAGGAAACAGACAACGUUAGCAAUGGUGCUGCAAGUCCUGGAUCAGUGACUUCUACAGCAAGUAAAAAAUUGGAGAGACAAGUAAAUGAAGAGGUGCGGGCGACAAUGGCGGCAAUAUUCCCGUCUCUAGAGAUCGAAUUAAAUAAUUUCAUUGCUUUCUUGGAUAAAAUUGAUAGCUUUUGGUGUAUGUACGUCUUAGUACGUUUGUCGCAACACGUCAUGUCUGCACAAGAUACUGGUUCCUUCUUGUCCAUGACGUUUGCUUCUGCUUUAAUCCAAGUUAAAAGGGCAUUUGAUAAAUUCAUGCAAGCACAGUUACAGUCAAUUCUUUGCGAUACUAAAAUUAAUCGCAAGAACAAGUGUGGUAUUUUACCAUACGUAGAACAUUUUGAACCAUUCGCAAGAACGGUUGAAAAAAUUUUUAAAAAUUCCGACAGGAAAGUUGAUCUUGAAAAGUGGUAUACUAAAUUAGUGAGUACAAUGUUCGAGGCCAUUGUUACUCAUAGCAGGGAACAUCAUAAAACUCCUCAAGAAGUUAUAAAGAUGGAAAACUUUCAUCACCUGUAUGAUCUCUUAUCGCAGUUAAAAAUAUCUGUUCUUGAUCAUGAACGGAAGGAAGCUAAGCAAAAGUAUCAAGAUGCUUUGCGUGCAUAUGUUACACAGUACUUUGGCCGACCACUGGAAAAACUUAAUCUAUUCUUUGAAGGCGUACAAGCGAAAGUUGGCGCUGGCGUUAAAGAGUCAGAAGUUAGCUAUCAAAUGGCUUUUAGCAAACAAGAACUUAGACGUGUCAUAAAAGAAUAUCCUGCCCGAGAAGUAAAAAAAGGCUUGGAGAAUUUAUAUAGGAAAGUUGAGAAACAUUUGUGCGAGGAAGAAAAUUUAUUACAGGUCGUUUGGCGUGAAAUGCAAGGCGAAUUCAUUGCACAGUACAUAUAUAUAGAAGAAUUAAUUCAGAGAUGCUACCCAGAUAGUAUGGUAACACUAGAAUUCACUAUACAAGACAUAUUAGAGUUCUUCUCAGAGAUAGCUCGAUCUCAUUAAAUAAUUUACUAAUUAAAAUAGUGUAAAGUAAAUAUAUGUAUUACUAUUGAAAUAAACAUAAACAAAAUAAUGCAAUUUGUUGUUGAUAAAAAUGUACAUAUUUAACGUAUUUAAAUUUUGGUUGAAUUUGAACCAUUUUCUGGAAUAACAUACAAACUUAUUUAUUUAUGCAACAGCUGCACAUGUUUUAAUUGCAUACAGUUGUACAACAUUUUUAACAAAAAAAAAACAAGAAUGUUAGAAAUUAUGAAGAAACUGUGUUUUGUAUGAUUAUAGUUUUCACCGUCACAAAAUAUAAGAACUGAAAAUAA
Molecule: messenger RNA, 2891 nt
Organism: Ceratina calcarata
Lineage: Eukaryota; Metazoa; Arthropoda; Insecta; Hymenoptera; Apidae
Gene: Sec3
Product: exocyst complex component Sec3
Exons: 11
Coding region: 1-2580 (859 amino acids)
Biological process (GO): Golgi to plasma membrane transport; exocytosis
Cellular component (GO): plasma membrane; exocyst
Molecular function (GO): phosphatidylinositol-4,5-bisphosphate binding
Source: RefSeq, a predicted model, not a curated record